Amphimedon queenslandica is the source of this 811-nucleotide messenger RNA. RefSeq names its product acyl-CoA-binding domain-containing protein 1-like. The transcript has 7 exons. Gene Ontology annotation, molecular function: protein binding; fatty-acyl-CoA binding. Bases 37 to 786 code for a protein of 249 amino acids. Lineage: Eukaryota; Metazoa; Porifera; Demospongiae; Haplosclerida; Niphatidae. The record is from RefSeq and is a predicted model, not a curated record.
UUUUUAACUCCGGGAAAUUCCCGCCACAAGGCAGCAAUGGUGGAACAAAUUGAUGUGGAAGAUGUUGACUGCUUGUUUCAGAGAGCGGCCGAGCGAAUGAGGAGCAAUACAAACCUCCAGCUAAGUGAUGAACAGAGACUAGAGCUGUAUGGAUACUAUAAGCAAGCCACUGAGGGUCCCUGCACUUCAAGAAAACCAGGUUUCUUUGAUUUCACUGGUAAAGCUAAAUGGGAAGCAUGGAAUAAAUUGGGUACUCUGUCAUCAAGCAAAGCUAAAGAACAAUACGUAAGACUAGUCGAUGGGAUAGAUCCAAGAUGGAGAGACUCUGAUAAAGAUGAAGAGAAAAGUCAUUCAAGUGGGAAUCGUAGUAAUCUAGCUGGCCCUGUGGUGAGUAGAAUGGCUGUCAAGGAGGGUGAAGAAGACAAGCUAACCGAACUCCAGAAGAAGAUUAUUGAUUGGUCAACUGAAGGCAAUGUAGAGAGAGUAAAGGAGUGUAUAGCUAAUGGAGAGAGCACAGAAACUAAGGAUGAGAAUGGUAUGACGCCACUACACUGGGCAUGCGAUCGUGGUUAUAUUGAUAUUGUGGAAUGUCUUAUUCAAAAUGGAGCUGAUGUUCAAGCAAAAGAUAAUGAUGAACAGACUCCACUUCAUUAUGCUACAUCAUGUGGUCAUCGCGAUGUUGCUCUCUUUCUAAUCAAAUCAGGAGCAAACGUCACAGCAAUAGACAAUACUGGUCAAUCACCAGUUGAUGUUUGCGAACAAAAUAUCAAAGAUAUAUUCAAUUGAAUAAUAAUAAUGAUAAUAAUAAUAA